Molecule: messenger RNA, 1931 nt
Organism: Amaranthus tricolor (Joseph's coat)
Lineage: Eukaryota; Viridiplantae; Streptophyta; Magnoliopsida; Caryophyllales; Amaranthaceae
Product: calcium/calmodulin-regulated receptor-like kinase 2
Exons: 8
Coding region: 321-1580 (419 amino acids)
Biological process (GO): protein phosphorylation
Molecular function (GO): protein kinase activity; ATP binding
Source: RefSeq, a predicted model, not a curated record
UAGUCAAUUGUUCAAUUCCCUCUUUUUCUUGUAACAAUACUUUACAAUUAACAAUAGAAUUAGUGUAUACUUCUUUCUCUUUCAUGACUUUUUCUUUCAUCUUUCAAUUUCUUGCCCUUUAGCAGUUCUACCAACUCCAUUGAUUGAGAAUUAGUCCAAGUCUUCAAUGUAGCGCAUUCAAAACAACUAGUUAAAACACACUACCAUUUCUUGGCUUUCAAGAUUCAAUCUUUUCUGGGUUUCAAUCCAUUUGCUGCUAAGCCAAGUUUAGAAGAAGUUUAAGAUGCCCUCGAUACCUAAAUAUGUAAAGACCUUGUAGCAUGGCUCGUGAAACUAAGUUGGCCAUAAUAUUCACCUCUACUGGAGUUUUAAUUGGCAUUUUCUUAUCGUCACUUGUGUUUUUCUGCCUUCGAUGGUACAAAAAGCGCUCGGAUUUUCGUUCGCAUAGAACAUCGAAUCUCCCUAUCCGCAAGAAUGACAAUGGCCAUGCCCUGGGCCUCGAUUCUAGUGCUUCACAAUCAGAGUCUGUUGUUGUUCCUCUACCAGAUCUCCCCACCAAGAAUUUAUCACCCUUAUGGUUGAAUCAUCAUCAUAAAAGUCAUACAACCUCAGUUUCCGGCACACCAAAGUACUCAUACAAGGAUGUUCAGAAGGCCACUCAGAAUUUUACGACUAUAUUGGGUGAGGGUUCGUUUGGUCCAGUAUACAAGGCCACAAUGCCAGCAGGUGGAGUGGUUGCGGUUAAAGUUCUAGCCUCCGACUCGAGACAGGGUGAGAAAGAGUUCCAGACCGAGGUAUCUCUCUUAGGUAGAUUGCAUCACCGAAAUCUAGUGAAUUUGGUGGGAUACUGUGUGGAUAAAGGGCAGUAUAUGUUAAUUUAUGAGUACAUGAGUAAUGGCAGCUUGGAAAAACUAUUAUAUAGUGAAGAAGAUACAUUGACCUGGGAUGAGAGGCUUCAAAUAGCUCUGGAUAUAUCACAUGGGAUCGAGUAUCUUCAUGAGGGGGCAGUUCCACCAGUCGUACAUCGGGACUUGAAAAGCGCUAACAUAUUACUGGAUCAUUCUAUGAGAGCAAAGGUUGCUGAUUUUGGCCUUUCCAAGGAAGAGGUUUUUGAUGGUCGGAAAUCAAGCUUGAAAGGUACAUACGGGUACAUGGAUCCUGCCUAUAUCUCCACGAGCAAGUCCAGUUUGAAAAGUGACAUUUACAGUUUAGGAGUUAUCUUCUUUGAACUCAUAACUGCAAUACAUCCACAUCAAAACUUAAUGGAUUAUGUCAAUCUUGCAACAAUGGACCCAGAUGGAGGAGUGGAUGAAAUACUCGACAAACGACUUGUCGGGAACUGCAACCCUGAAGAAGUGAAGAGUUUGGCUAAAAUUGCUUUCAGAUGUUUACACAAGACACCACGGAAGCGCCCCAGUAGUGGGGAAAUAUCUCAGGCAAUUGUAAAGAUUAAACAACGACGUCUAGCUAAAGGUGCAACUAUGUCCUUUGUUGGAGAUGAUCUUCCUCGAUUGAAGAGUGUGAUUGAAGACCAGCAGACAGUGUUGAGUAAAAUUGUGAGCAGAAACGACGACCAAUAGUAACAUGUACAAUGAUCAAACCUUCGAUGGUCCUAGAUUUUGAUCCGUCCUAGAAUUUUACCACGACAUAACGUAAGCAGUUCUUAAUUGGCUUUUUGAGAGUGUAGACAAUGAAAGAUUCACGUCUAAAAGGGAAACGAGAGAAAGAGAAGAUCUACGACAAAUACUGAAGAAACGUUGGGCCGAGGCACUUCUCCAGGUCAGGUUCUCACGAUUUUACAAAAAAAUGUAUAUAGACUUUCAUAUGUGCAUACUUGUGUCAUGAAUUUUGAGUUCUCAAGUAUCUAACACAACUACGUGAGUUAAAUUGAAAAGUCCCGAGUAAUACAAUAUCUACGUAGCAAUUUUGUA